This is a messenger RNA of Sphaeramia orbicularis (orbiculate cardinalfish), 4966 nucleotides long. It is a transcript of the gene ice1, whose product is annotated as KIAA0947-like (H. sapiens). The transcript is spliced from 23 exons. The record is from RefSeq and is a predicted model, not a curated record. The coding region runs from base 126 to 4883 and encodes 1585 amino acids. Lineage: Eukaryota; Metazoa; Chordata; Actinopteri; Kurtiformes; Apogonidae.
GACGCGAAAAUGUGAAGUUGUUUUGAGCCAACCUGGCUGGAAUUUGUGUUACUGGAACAGGCUCUUUUGCUUUUUUUAUGAUCUAAAACAACUUAUUUGAGGAUUGUAGAGGAGUUUGUUCUACCAUGAUGCCCGGGGACAGUCAGUCCAAGACGGUUGCAAUCGCCGCAGACGCUACGGUUGGGAACUGUCAAAACUGCUCUGUUUUACAUCAGAGUCUGAACGAGUAUGUGUCUUCAUUUCUGGCACUGAAACAGAAGAUAACAGGUUCCGACGACGCAAUCAGACUUCAACAUCAGACAAAAGAACUGCAGAUGAAACUGGUUACUCUGGAGAAAAAGACUGCAGAUUACGAAUCUCUGCAAAAAGAACUGGAGCAAAAAAAGGAUGCAUUGAAAGCUUUUGGACAGAUCUCUGAAGAAUUGGGGAAACUAAAACAGGAGAAUAUCAAGACCAGCACAGAGAACAUGAAACUUGGGGAUGAAUUGAAGACUGCAAAAGAACUUAUAAAAACACAGUCACUUGAAAAUGCACAGCUCAUGAGGGAAAAAGUGGAAGUGGAAAAUGAUUUGCUUCAAUCACAGAUGUCGUUGAAGAAAUCUCAGGCACAAGCAGAUCAAGUUGAACAACUGAUGAAGGAGAAUGCUCAAACAGCAAUCAUAAAUAAGACACUUGAGGAUGAGCUGAAGACUUUGAAAGAAAUCGUGGAGACUCAGUCACUUGAAAGUGCACGUCUCAAAAGAGAAAAGGCUGAAGUGGAAAAUGAUUUGCUUGAAAUACAGACGUCUUUGAAGAAGUCUAAAGUACAAGCAGAUCAAGUUGAACAACUGAUGAAGGACAAUGCUGAGUCAACAAUCAUGAAAAACAACCUUGAAAAUAAAGUUGGACUGCUUGAAGAAUCGGUUUUCAAACAGAACCAUACCAUAAGAGAACUGAAUAAAGAGAAGUUUCUACUAGAGAGAAACAUCCAUGACCUACAGGUGAGACUAAUAAAGCUGGAGAAAGAAAGAAAUAAAGAAUAUAGAAGCACAUCAACUCAAGCAUCUGUACCUGAGGAACCCAAAGUUGACAAAGAAAAGUUCCGGCUACUGCUAGAGAAUUUGUGGGCAUGUGUGGAACCUCAGCAGCAAAUGGAGAACUUGCACUUAACUGAGCCCACCUCCAAGCAAAUUUUACCUUCUUCACCACAAUAUAAGCUGCACCACCACCAGAGGAACAGAACCCAGUCUACUCCUGACAGGACUGAAAGUCAUCAGAGUUGCCCCAUCCAGACCAAUCACAAUACAAUUACACAGUUAAAAAGGAGCCAGUGUUUCAUGCAGAAAGCUAGUUCGCACCAAGAAUCCCAGAAUUGCACCAAAAGUAACAUGGAAAUAGACAUUUCUAAACCUGACGAACAGCCGUCACAGACACACGAAACUGAAGAAUCAUCUGCUUGCAGCCCUAAAAUAUCUGUUGAAGAGAUAGUAGAACUGUUUAAACCAAUGCUUCCCUGUCUAUCACCGCUGCUAGAUACGGAGACAGAAAUGGAGUCGAUGGAAACAGAGGAUGAAGACGAGGACAGUAUUUCUAAAACUGCUGACCAGGUGUCCAGAUAUUGUCCAAAAUCAUCUGCACUACAAACAGAGGGGACUGUGGACUUAACAGUGGUUAACACACACGAAAUAGAAGACAAUUCUAAGGAAAAUUACUUGAAACAAAAAGACGUUGAGGACAAACGCCAAAUUAUGGGUGGCAAAAAGAUGCAUCCUCAAACAAAGGAGCCUGAAGCAAUAUCAGAAUCAUCAUCAUCUUCCACAUUAGACAAGACUGUUUCAGUUGAGGCAGCCUCAUUACCAGCUAAAAACAAAGAGCCACGCUCCAGUGUAAUGGUCGACAGUAGUGGUGCUAAUAUUGAAAUGCCACGUUGCAACAUUGAAGAUACAGGAAAAGCAUUGGGACCCACUGAACCAGGGACAUGGGACAGUAAAUCUGAGAUAUUAGAAAAGAUGGAUGUAGACAUGGGUGCUGAUGACGUCACUGGUAUGGCUGAUGAAGAGUCGCCCACAGAAGGUUAUCCCACUGUAGUUUCUGGAGAAACAUCAGAGCCACGGCCAGUUACUUCCCUAACGUUCACUAGCGCCGUACAAGAUGACAAGGAUACAAAUAAUGAAAAGGAUGGAACAACAAACUGUAAUACAAGUGGCAUGGGACUGGACUGUCAAAAUAUCACUGGUUUGCAAUCCCAGAUGUCUACAGAAUUUCCCAGAGAGGACACAGAGCAGCCGCAAGAUAAUGCGUGUUUGUCAGAAGCAGCUGUCAGCAGCAGCAUCCCCAGCGUGGCCGAUCAGAAUCUCAAACAGAGAGUUGAAAAUAACUUUGCCAUAAAACUUUCUGGAAAGAAAAGUGAGAACGAAGCAGAAGGGACUGGAAGAACUGAUGUAACAGCUUCUCUGUCAUUGUCAAAACAUAUUAGCAGACCUCCAUCACCUUGUAAAUCUCCACUGUUGAAAAUGGAAAUUGCAGGUGAGACUCGUGUUAACCAAGAAUCUGGCAACGCAAACGGUGUAUCUGUUAAAACAAAGGAAGAAAACAGAAAUAGAAAGAGUGAAAUAGCAGCUGGUAGUAGCCCUGUUCUUUGUGAUGUCCAGCUAACGCAGACUGUAAACUGUACGCCUGUACAGGAACCUUCACAUUCUGUCUGCAGACAGAAAAGUCCCUCAUGUCUCGUACCAACAAUAAAACUGCACACACUGGAAAACGACACCAACUCAGAAAAUGACAACAUUGACAGUGAACAUCUUUCAGCAAAUAAGGCAAUACUACACCCAACCUGCACAGAGGAGGAAGAAAAUGUAGGGAACGCUCUAGUCAAAUUGUUUCAAGAGGCAGAAUCUUGUGUUGGACCCACUGUCAGUGUUUCUGUCCCAGUAGAGCAGAGUGUUGUUCAGACAAAUGGACAAAAUAAAUGCUCUGAGUCAUUUAGGGAAACUUCUGCACAACAAAAGUCAGAUAUUGUCAGAGGAGGUGUCUCUCCCGGCGGCUUAGAAGUAAGGUCACCAGUAGCAACCACAGUUCAACUAUCAGAGUUCAUAGGCCAAGCUCGCUGUGAAAUGGGUCCCCCACUUCCUCGUCUCCUGACCCCUCUGAGCACACCUCCAAAACUGGGCAAACAGAUUAAUCCAAGGCAGGCUAUUGGGAAACUGUCUUUUCCUUCACCCAUGGACAGAUCAGGUUCUCCCACCACUCCAGUCCAGGCCCCCACGACACCCAACAAUCAUCAAGUGGGUUCUUCGUCCCUAAACAGCCCACUCCCCCCGAAUGGAGUCCCCUCAUCUCCCCUCCAGUUUGGCUCUGCCACUCCAAAACAUGCUGUCCCGGUCCCAGGCCGCUUGCCUGUUACUGCAAUGAAUUCCUCCUCUUCCUCUUCAUCUUCCUCCAGUCCAUCUCAGGAAAACUCCAUGAGGAUUCUUGACACUAUGUACCCAGAACUCUCUGCCCGCGCCCGAACCCUGAACAUCCUUCGAGGGAAUGUCAACCUCAGCAUUUGUUCCUCCGACAGCGGGACGUUACCCGCAACAGCAGAAAAUCCAAUUUCUAGCUUUAAAAGCAUUAACUCUGCUUCAACAGCCUUCACCAAAACCGAGACGAGAGGAGGGAAAAGACACGCCAUAAGCCCGCCUCAGCCUAAAAACAACAAAUGUCUCAGGUUAGAUCACCGCUCUCCAAGUCAAAGUCCUCAGCGGCUGCCUUCGUCCUCCUCAGACGAUGAUGAAACCACCUCCAAACAGACUCCCAGUGAGAUGACCUCUCCAUCGAUGGACGGUGGACAGUCUGCGGAGUCAAAGAUCAUAGUUCAGUCUUUACAGAAAAUCGAACAAGGAUGCUUUGAUCUAUUGCCUGUAAUCCAGAGCCACCUGUACGUCGGAAACAUGCCAAAGAAACCUGUCUUAAGAGACGAAGAGAAGGAGGUUAUAUCAGAGAUUUGUCAACGCAGCUCGCCCAUUGCAGAUGAAAUGAUUUUGGCCAUUCUCAACAAACUGAAGGAUGACAACAGAGUUCUCAGCAGACACUAUAUGGAGGCGCUCUGCAGAGUUUACACCGGCAUCUGUCGACAGAAAAGCGACUGGGAGAAGGCUCAUAUCCUCGCCUACAGCAUUCUCACAGAAGAUUUUCCAGAUUCUGCUAGGCUGAUUUUAUUUAUGGUGACAACAUGGCCCAGUGUUCUCGCACACACCAGUUUGUUGUGCCAGGCAAUACAUACUGUCACCAAACUGAAAACCCCCAAAGAGCUCCUCAGCUGUAUUUCUGCGUAUAUUGGCUGGGACAAGACACCCCCCUGUGACAUUGACCAGUUGAUAUCAAGAGCAAUGUCUGAGAUCCAGUCCAGAAAACAACUGUCUUUCACUAAACACAGCCGGUGUGGGCAUGACCUGAGCACAGAGGCAUGGGAGCAGGUCUUUACACUUCACCUUCUGUGUGGAUACAAAAAGUGGAAGUGGACCUAUGAAAAUGUAUUGGGUAAACAGCUGUGGCCAUUAAUGAACACGUGGGUGACGCAGCCCAGGGAUGAGCAGACACAUGUCUUGGAUAUGACUGUUGCCACCAUCAUCCGACUCAUAGGACGCCUUGCUCAACUGGGAAUCAAAGAAAGGUGUGUUUCUUCUGUGAUGACAGUCGCCAACGUGAUGAACACUUUCGGUAGACACGGCCAGUCUGAAGGUGUGCCAUGGGAGGUUCAGUUAGCAGCAGUCUACUGUAUUUAUGACUUGUCUCCCUGCAACCCCAAACAAGCCCUGGAUGCCCUGGCAGGAUGGAGAGAAGACACAUCUGGGAGCGUCCCGCCCGCUGUCACCAGCUGCAUUAACCAGUUAGCCUCCAUUUGCAGACAGGUUAAGAGCUGAGAGAGCCCUACAUCCUGUGCACAUACUACUACUGUGGAUGAUAUCCUAUCAAAGCCUGGGGACAUUUUAAAGACAAGGUGGAU